Drosophila navojoa is the source of this 1306-nucleotide messenger RNA. It is a transcript of the gene Rpt4, whose product is annotated as Regulatory particle triple-A ATPase 4. Gene Ontology annotation, molecular function: ATP hydrolysis activity; ATP binding. The record is from RefSeq and is a predicted model, not a curated record. Lineage: Eukaryota; Metazoa; Arthropoda; Insecta; Diptera; Drosophilidae.
AUUUUUAUAAGGGAAAAGCGUUUAUGUUUAUAGUUUAUUGAAAAUAUUUCAAAAAUAAACAUCUAAGAUGACUGUGACUGCCGCACCAUGCAACGAGAGUAUAAGGGAAAAGGCCCUGUCCGACUACAGAAAAAAGCUGCUGGAACACAAAGAAGUUGAGGGACGACUCAAAGAAAAGCGUGAAGAGCUGAAGGAGCUGACCAAACUAUAUGACAAAUCCGAGAAUGAUUUGAAGGCGCUGCAAAGCGUGGGCCAAAUUGUCGGCGAGGUGCUGAAGCAAUUGACAGAGGAUAAGUUUAUUGUGAAGGCUACAAAUGGGCCGCGCUAUGUGGUUGGCUGCCGUCGCCAAUUGGAUAAGGCAAAAUUGAAGUCUGGCACCCGUGUUGCAUUGGAUAUGACCACGUUGACCAUAAUGCGUUAUUUGCCACGUGAAGUCGAUCCGUUGGUCUACAACAUGUCCCAUGAAGAUCCUGGCGAUGUCACCUACUCGGCAAUUGGUGGUCUUACAGAGCAAAUACGUGAACUGCGUGAAGUUAUCGAGCUGCCUUUGCUAAAUCCUGAGCUGUUCCUCCGCGUUGGCAUCACGCCUCCAAAGGGUUGCUUGCUUUAUGGACCGCCUGGCACGGGUAAAACAUUGCUAGCACGCGCAGUUGCCUCCCAGCUGGAUGCGAAUUUCCUGAAGGUUGUUUCCUCGGCCAUCGUGGACAAAUAUAUUGGCGAGAGCGCACGCUUGAUACGUGAAAUGUUUAACUAUGCACGCGAUCAUCAGCCCUGCAUCAUAUUCAUGGACGAGAUCGAUGCGAUUGGUGGUCGACGCUUCUCAGAGGGCACCUCCGCUGAUCGUGAGAUACAGCGCACACUGAUGGAGCUGCUCAAUCAAAUGGAUGGCUUCGAUUCAUUGGGUCAGGUGAAAAUGAUUAUGGCCACCAAUCGCCCAGAUACCCUGGAUCCCGCUCUGCUGCGACCGGGUCGCUUGGAUCGUAAAAUUGAAAUUCCCCUGCCCAAUGAGCAGGCACGUUUGGAGAUCCUAAAGAUUCAUGCGCUUAAGAUCGCAAAGCAUGGCGAAAUCGAUUACGAAGCUAUAGUCAAAUUGUCGGACAACUUUAAUGGCGCCGACUUGCGUAAUGUCUGCACCGAGGCGGGCCUCUUUGCCAUCAGAGCUGAACGGGAAUAUGUAAUUCAGGAGGACUUCAUGAAGGCCGUGCGCAAAGUUUCGGACAACAAGAAGCUCGAAAGCAAAUUGGAUUACAAACCAGUUUAAUUUUCAUUUAUUUUAAAUAUUAAAUAUAUAACAUACUUGUCUGCA